AUGAAUAAAAUUACAGUUGUCAAAGAAAAUCUUCAUCAAAUUCAUGAUUCUAAUUCAACCAAGCCCAAAUCGAUCAUCAAAACAACUACAGAAGAACAGAAUACAUCAUCUUGUUGUCGAAACCGGAAAAGAAAGUUUUUCUUUGUGAUCUUAAUAGUUAUUGUUGUCUUAGCUAUCAUAACAGGUAUUCUCAUUCCAACAGUUAUUAUUAGACAAGACAAAAGUCAAUCAAUAUCAAUAACUACAACAACAAGGACAAUAGCAAAGACUACAACAACAAGGACAAUAGCAAAGACUACAACAACAAGGACAAUAGCAAAGACUACAACAACAAGGACAAUAACAAAGACUACAACAACAAGGACAAUAACAAAGACUACAACAAAGGUGACAACAACAACAGAAAAAGAUUUAAUAAAGCUUGUUGUGAAGAAUAAAGUAAAUGGUAUCUUUAAUACGACUAUAGGUGGUAAUAGUAUGAAAUCAACACCUGGUAAAGAUAUUGGUAACUAUAUAGACAAAGAAUCACCAGACAAGGCAUGUGAUGGGAAUUUAAAAACAAAAUAUGUUAGCUUUGGUGGAUGUCGUGAAGGAGGUAAUCAGAAGUAUUGUGGUUUAAAUACUGGUUUUUAUUUCGAACUCGAACGUGGUUUAACACUCAUUAAUGGAAUACGAAUAUGUACUGCUAAUGAUCGUAGGGAACGUGAUCCAAUGAUUGUUUCAUUAGAAGGAAGUAAUCAAUCAGAAGCCAAUCUUACUCUUGGUAUAAGUUGGACUCUCCUAUAUAAUGAUACCAGUGGACUUGAAAAUAUUACUGCUCGAAAUGUAUGUGGUCUACCUCAACUUUUCAAUAAUACAAUUGAAUACAAAAGCUAUCGUUUUCUGGUUCAUGCCAGACAAAAUCAAUCAGAUUGCGUUCAAUAUUCUGAAGUUCAACUAUACAGUUUUUAA
Molecule: messenger RNA, 951 nt
Organism: Adineta ricciae
Lineage: Eukaryota; Metazoa; Rotifera; Eurotatoria; Adinetida; Adinetidae
Source: the annotation of a GenBank genome assembly